CUGUCAUUGCCUGCGUUGCCGUUGCGUGUUUGUUGUAAAAUAACAAGUUUCAGUAACUUUUCAGGCUUUAUAUCCCAGCAAAAUGUGGUUCGAAAUCUUACCAAGCGCCGUAAUUAUUACGGUUGCACUAUCCGUGCCAAUAUAUGCGAUGUACGGUCUGCAGAAACUCACACUGGGCAACGCUUUCCGCCGCAACAUGGACGAGCGAUUCGACCGUGUGAUGUACCAGCGCGAUUUCCGACUAACCAAUAAUCCAUACGUGAUGAAUGGGCUUGAUGCCGUACCCGACGAAGAAGAGAAAAAAGAGAUUGAGGUACCAGAAAACGAGGAGGUUGAAGAUCCGAAGAAAGCCAAGAAAAAGAAAAAGGAGAAACCUCAAGAGAAAACUACUCAAGAUCAGGAUUAAUUUAAACCACGUUUCUUUUAUUUGUAAACAACUCGCACUGUUGCAGCAAUAAAUUGCAAGCAAUCUAGCUCCAAAAACAUUUGCCGCGCAACCAACCGCCAA
This is a messenger RNA of Scaptodrosophila lebanonensis, 508 nucleotides long. RefSeq lists its product as uncharacterized. The record is from RefSeq and is a predicted model, not a curated record. Lineage: Eukaryota; Metazoa; Arthropoda; Insecta; Diptera; Drosophilidae. The transcript is spliced from 3 exons. The coding region runs from base 83 to 406 and encodes 107 amino acids.